AUGGGGGAAGCGCCAGAGCCUCACGGCAGGCUGGGGGCUAGCGGGCUGCUGAGGUUCAGCGUUAGAGCACACGGGAGUAACGGCAACCAUAAAAGAAAAGCGCGGCCAACUCCUCAGUCUGCCGGCCGGCCCCCGCGCGCUGCCACGCAGAGCUUCGAAAUCCUUAGAAUUUGCACAAGAUACACACCAGAACAAGACACCAUGACCUUUUCAGAUGGCCUUACCCUAAACCGAACUCAGAUGCACAACGCCGGCUUUGGCCCACUGACUGAUCUCGUGUUCACGUUUGCCAACCAGCUCCUGCCUUUAGAAAUGGAUGAUACAGAAACAGGUCUCCUUAGUGCCAUCUGCUUAAUCUGUGGAGAUCGCCAGGACCUUGAAGAACCAAUGAAAGUGGAUAAGCUUCAGGAACCGUUGCUUGAAGCACUGAAAAUUUAUAUCCGAAAGAGACGACCCAACAAGCCUCAUAUGUUCCCAAAGAUCUUAAUGAAAAUCACAGAUCUUCGUAGCAUCAGUGCAAAAGGUGCAGAACGUGUCAUUACAUUGAAAAUGGAAAUUCCUGGAUCCAUGCCCCCUCUUAUUCAGGAAAUGUUGGAGAACUCUGAAGGACAUGAACCACUGACACCAACCUCAAAUGGAAAUACUGCAGAACACAGUCCUAGUAUCUCACCGAGCUCAGUGGAUAACGGCAGUGUCAGUCAAUCCCCUAUGGUGCAAUAAGACAUUUUCCAGCUACUUCAGACAUUCCUAAUACCUUCUGUACAGGGAUGAAAAGCAAGAAAAACAUUUUUACUGCUGCUUAGUUUCUGGACUUAAUAUAUAUCUAUAUAUGUGUAUAUAUAUAGAUAAAAACUCAACAAGGACCAAGAAAUUUUCAUAUGUAUCGAUAUAUACUCCUUGCUGUUUAAACUCUUAAAACUAGAAAAUGCAAACUUUUGAAACUCUAAAUCAGCCAUUUCAUGCAAAAAAAA
Phaethon lepturus (White-tailed tropicbird) is the source of this 971-nucleotide messenger RNA. It is a transcript of the gene RARB, whose product is annotated as retinoic acid receptor, beta. NCBI's taxonomy places the organism in Eukaryota, Metazoa, Chordata, Aves, Phaethontiformes, Phaethontidae. Gene Ontology annotation, biological process: regulation of transcription by RNA polymerase II; cellular response to corticotropin-releasing hormone stimulus; retinoic acid receptor signaling pathway. The record is from RefSeq and is a predicted model, not a curated record. The transcript has 4 exons. Gene Ontology annotation, cellular component: transcription regulator complex; nucleus. The coding region runs from base 1 to 720 and encodes 239 amino acids. Gene Ontology annotation, molecular function: nuclear glucocorticoid receptor binding; nuclear receptor activity; RNA polymerase II cis-regulatory region sequence-specific DNA binding.